GUAUUAAUAAUAUUGAUUGAAGAACUCUUAGAGACGCCACUAGAUGGCAUCAAUAGUGCGGCGUGGGGAGCGUGUUCACCUCACAGCCCCACCUAGCUUCACUUAUUUUGUAUAACUGUUGGUUCUUUUUGUACCACUGCUUCUGCAAUGAGUACUGAAGGAUGUGAGCAUCUUUUGAAAUUCAAGUCCGUUAAUGGAACUGGGUCGUUUCGCUUAAUUUACAGCUUUUUUGUCUUUUGUAGUACGAAGCCUACUCGAGAACAGAAGGUAAAAUGGUGCAGCUGCACAUGUUGUGGAUCCAUAGGUCCACGCAUUCAUGCCUGUGUUCACUGCGUUCAUUUUGCCUGCUUCACUCACCGCCACAUCCAUCAGCAUUAUCAGCUCAAAGGUCACCAUCUAUCCAUAGACACAGAGCAUGGUGAGGUCAUGUGUCUAUCAUGUGGAGACUUCACAUAUGAUUCAGAGAUAGUAGACAUAGCAGACGCAUCACGAGACCUGGCACGCAGCUCACUGGGUCUCAACAGACACUACACUCCGUGGCGGCCUGGCUCUACUGAACUUGCUCUUCUUAAACGCCAUCCUAAGAGACGGAAACUCAAUCAUAAUUCCACUAUUGGUCUAAGAGGCCUCAUAAACCUGGGCAACACAUGCUUCAUGAGCUGCAUCGUCCAGGCGCUGACACACACGCCCCUACUCAGGGAUUUCUUCCUCUCUGAGAAGCAUGUUUGUCACUUCAACAACGACGCGUCACAGUGUCUUGUCUGUGAGAUAGCUAGAUUAUUUCAAGAGUUUUACAGCGGUGCACAGGCGCCGCUGAUCCUGCAGAAGCUCCUGCACCUCAUCUGGACGCACGCGCGGCACUUGGCGGGCUAUGAGCAGCAGGACGCGCACGAGUUCUUCAUUGCUGCUCUGGAUGUGCUGCACCGACACUGUCAG
Messenger RNA from Hyalella azteca, 936 nucleotides. Its product is annotated as ubiquitin carboxyl-terminal hydrolase 22. NCBI's taxonomy places the organism in Eukaryota, Metazoa, Arthropoda, Malacostraca, Amphipoda, Hyalellidae. The record is from RefSeq and is a predicted model, not a curated record. The annotation marks the transcript as partial. The transcript has 5 exons. Gene Ontology annotation, biological process: protein deubiquitination. Gene Ontology annotation, molecular function: zinc ion binding; cysteine-type deubiquitinase activity.